AUGAGCAUGAGCAAUUUAAAGAAAACAAAAAUAGAUGAUAAAAUUAUACAUACAAAUAAACAUGAUAAUGAAGAAAGAAGGAAGAGACUAGUAAUAUUGAAACGAAGAAAAGGACAAAAUGAUAAGAUAAAAUGUGGGACAAAUAUAAAACGUAAAGGCUUCAUUUUUUAUAGAAAUUUUUAUUUUGUACUCUUCCUUUUAGUAUACAUAUUUCAAUCUUUUAACGAGUGCCCUUUUAACCAUUAUUGUAGUUAUCAAGAAAAAAAACAGCACUACAGAAUAUUAGCAGAUUAUCACAACAUUUCAGAUACAAGCACAAAUAAAACUAACACCUUAUUUGAACCAUCUAAUGUUAAGAAAGAAGAGCAAAAAAACAAACAAACAAAAAACUCAGGGUUAUCACAUAUGUUUAGCAGUGAAAUUAAUAAAACACAGACAAACGAAUCAAAUAAUAAAAGAGAAAUUAGUUUAACCGUCAAAAAUCAAAAGAACCAAACAAAUAAAUCAAAAAACAAUAAAAAGGAUAAACGUAAUAUUAGUAUAUCAAAUAAAAGAAAUCAAAGCAUUAGUAGUAAUAAUAAUAAUAAUAAUAAUAAAGAAGAAGAAGAAGAAUGUACUAAAAAUUUUACACAAUAUUUACAUUACUUCAAUAGUAAUUUUAGAGAAAAUCAAAAUAUAAAUACAACACCAACAAAUGAGUUUUCUGAACAACAACAACAACAACAACAUCAUAAUGAUUUAAAAAAUAAAAAUAAAAACAAUUCCGAAGGACAUAAUUAUACACAUACAAACUUACCAAACAAUAAUAAUAAUAAUAAAGUCAAAGGACAACAAUAUAAUCAUCAAACAGAAAAUAAAAAUAAAAAUAAAAUAAUUAAUUAUCCCAGACAAGAUAGUCAAACAAAUCAUUACGGAAGAUAUACUAGUAGAACUAAUAAUCAACCAAGACAAGAUAACCAAACAAAUUAUUAUUCAAGAUAUACUAGUAGAUCCAAUAAUCCACCAAGACAAGAUAGCCAAACAAGUUAUUACGGAAGAUAUACUAGUAGAACAAAUAAUCAACAUCGAUCAGAAAACGAAAAUGAUGAUGAAAGUGAUUAUGAUGAUGAUGAAGAACUACAAGGACAUUCUGUAGUUUAUAAUGAUAAAAUACGAAAAAGUAAUAAUCGACAUGAAUCUUUACAUUCCUAUAACAUUAAGGAGACCCCAAAAAAGAAUAAAAAAAAAUCACAACGUAAUAAUACAAAUAACAAUAAAACGGACAAUUACGAUUUUAAUAAACACACAAGUCAGCAAAUAAAUAGUGAAUCUAAUGGAUCCUAUGGAUAUAAUCAACAAUAUAAUCAUUCUACACAACAUGAACUAUUUAUACCACAAGCACAUUAUACACCUUAUCAACAAAUUACACCUUAUGGACCUUCUGGACAAAUUGUACAUUAUGGUCCUUAUAUACAAAAUGGUAAUCAUAUCGAACCUGUUCCAUAUGUUGUAACAUCAUCAGGAGAAUUAAUGGUACCACAGUAUAAUGCAAAUGGUGCUUAUGUAGCCGUACCAGUAGAUGCAAUUACACAACAGCAAAUUAAUUUGUAUAUAGAUUCAACCGUUCAAAGAAGGGAAUUACAAAUGCGUAAUGUAUACACACAGGAAUUAGUUCAAUACAAAAGAGAAUUAGAUUUAGAACAUCAAUACAAAAAAAAAACGUUGAAGUUUCAGCAGCUAUUAAUUAAUGCAGCUAUGCUUAGUUUGUUAAUAGGUUCAAUAUGUCUUUUAUUUCUUUAA
Molecule: messenger RNA, 1779 nt
Organism: Plasmodium falciparum 3D7
Lineage: Eukaryota; Apicomplexa; Aconoidasida; Haemosporida; Plasmodiidae
Source: RefSeq, a predicted model, not a curated record